This is a messenger RNA of Phacochoerus africanus (Common warthog), 781 nucleotides long. RefSeq names its product sodium/potassium ATPase inhibitor SPAI-2. Lineage: Eukaryota; Metazoa; Chordata; Mammalia; Artiodactyla; Suidae. The transcript has 5 exons. The coding region runs from base 61 to 624 and encodes 187 amino acids. Gene Ontology annotation, molecular function: peptidase inhibitor activity. Gene Ontology annotation, biological process: copulation. Gene Ontology annotation, cellular component: extracellular region. The record is from RefSeq and is a predicted model, not a curated record.
GCUAGGGCUGCAUAAAACUGAGCUUGGCCUCAGCUCUCAGCCAUACACCUUCCUGACAACAUGAGGUCCAGAAGCUUCUUGGUCCUGGUGGUGGUAUUCCUCAUCUGCGAGACACUAGUGGCGCAGAGACUUGACAGAAUACGUGGUCCUAAAAGUCAAGGCCAAGAUCCUGUUGAGGGUCAAGACCACGACGAAGGUCAAGGUCCAGUCAAAGUUGAAAUUCUAGACAUAGGACAAGAUCUAGUCAAAGGUCAAGAUCCAGUCAAGGGUCAAGAUCCAGUCAAGGGUCAAGAUCCAGUCAAGGGUCAAGAUCUAGUCAAAAGUCAAGAUCCAGUCACAGCUGAACUUCCAGACAUAGGACAGGAUGUAGUCAAAGGUCAUGAACCAGUCGAGGGUCAAGAUCCAAUCAAUGCCCAAAUUCCAGACAAAGUACAAGAUCCAAUCAAAGCCCAACCUGCAGUCCAAGGUCUACUCUUUCUCUCUAAGCGUGGCCGCUGCCCUUGGAUUCUUCUCCGUUGCCCGCUGGCCAAUCCCUCUAACAAGUGUUGGAGAGAUUAUGACUGUCCAGGGGUCAAGAAGUGCUGUGAAGGCUUUUGCGGGAAGGAUUGUUUGUAUCCCAAGUGAGGUGGAGUCUUGCUGCACCUACAAAGGCCUCAGGGAUGCCGGCCCCGGUGCCUGCGGCACCACCCUCGCCCCCACUCGCCUAGUCUUCCCCUCAUCCAGAUGCCCAAGCCUGGGCUGCCUCUCUCAUCGGCUUUCCAAUAAAAGCCUGCUUUCAGCU